UCCACAGCACCUAGUUUCCUGCAGCUGGUUUUGGGAGUGUCACACUACCACUGAUGGUGGUGCCAGAGUAGUUGAUCCGAUCUCUCCAGUUCUUCUCAAUCAUUCACUCCGUUGACCAACUCUCUGGAUUUUUUGGAGGUCAACCAUUCUCCGACCGGCUCUGUUUCCCCUGAUAUCGUUACCCCAUCCAAGAUUCCCACCGUCCGCGCUUCCCGCUACGUGUUUUACCAGGAGCGUUGCUCCCAGCAGGCUUCGAAUAUCCUUAGAUUGACGGCGAGUGACGUGUCAACAGUACAGUGGCCAGCGUUUUCCACGUUGUAGUCGCUAUCUGGAUCGUGUUUCAGGCACCUCAAUCCGCCUAAUUGUCAGUAUCCAGGCGACAUGACAUCCACCAUUUCCUCGCUUCAAGCCAGCAUGGGAGUUACCCGCGUUGCAUCCGCGUUAUGCACCUCACCGAUAUUUUCCUCCGUCCACGGUGGCCCUCGCUUUCUCGUCCGAGCGAACAGAACCCAGCCCGUUCGCAGUAACCAGAGUCCCGGACUGCGAAAUUUCUCUCCGUUAAAUCUUAACGAGUUCGUAGAAGGAUCGUAUCUGCGUCUCAGCAGCCGUAACACGCGACGGGAGAGCAGCAGGAGCUUCAGAGGCACCAGAAGCCAGACUACCAUGGCCUCAAACAGUGCGGAUUCCGAAGCCGCUACCACGAUCGUGUGGUUCAAGCAUGACCUGAGAGUCAACGACCAUCCGGGCCUGCACGAUCUCUCUGCUGCUGGCCCAACUGAUUCAGCAGCCCUAGCAGCAGCAACAACGAGCCAUGCUAUUCCACUCUUCGUCUUCGAUCCAGAAAUUCUGUCAGCACUCCCAGCCAGUCACUUACCUCUGCUCCUCUCAGCUGCCUCCUCCCUGCGCUCCUCUCUUCGCUCCCUUGGCUCUGACCUCGUUGUCACUCGAGGCGACUCCUCUACUGCCAUAGCUAAACUAUGCAAGCAGGUUCCUUCUGUCCGCACUGUAGCUGCAGAGGAGGAAGUGGAAACCUGCUGGAAGCUUCCGCUUGAGCAGGUCGAGUCAGCCGUGCAUGAACUGGGAGAGAAGGGGCCAGGACAGCCGCAGGAGGGAGAGCAGAAGGAGAGGAGGAUUCGGCUGGACACAUGGCGAGCUGCCUUGCACAAUCUCCAGGACCCUCUCCCCUUGGAAUUCACCAGUUUCAAGCAGCAGAGGGGCCAGCCUUGCUCUCCUCUGCCUCCUCCCUCCACGCUUCCCCCUCUACCUGCUGGCAUCGAAUCGGGAGACCUGCCUUCAUUAGAAGAGCUCUUCUCUCUGGCAGGGAAGGAGGUGGAGGGAACAAACGGCAGUCAAGCAUCGGCCGGUCUACCAGAGAUAGACGGAGAAGCAGCAGCCCUCUCACUUCUGUCCGAGUACCUCCAGGCAGACUUGAAAGGGGGAAGAGGGGCAGGGAGAGAAGGCGGUGGUAACGAGUUGACCCUGGGUGAGGCUAUAGCGGACCUAGAGGUGGUUCCCCGGGCGUCCUUCCAUGCUCUCUUCGCUCCUGCUCUCUCCCUCGGGCUGCUGUCGCAUCGUUAUGUGCACGCUGCAGCGCACAGCAGCAGUGGUGGCGGUGGGGGCUCGACUGCACAGGCAGCGAUCGACACUGUGGAGGCUAGAGAGUGGCACACGGAGAUGGCUCUUCGCCCCCACACAGCCAUGCCACCCUCCCCUGUACCCUCCUCUUCCUCUUCCUCCUCCUCCGACACCUCCUCUGAAUACUCCAGUGAGUGGUCGGAUUCUGACGGCGACUAUUCAUUCCUCUCCACCUCCUCCUCCUUCUUCUCCUCCCCCUCAUUGUCUGCGUCCGAGUCGGAGGGUGAGGAUAGCAGCGCCAUCCUCUCCUUUCCACGCUCUGAGGAGUCCGAGCCUACAGUCGGCCACUGGAGGUGGAGGGGCGCGCUCAUUCAGUAUGGUUCAGCAGGAACGGAAGGGCCGGCUAUUCUAUUUGUUCAUGGAUUUGGCGCAUUCUGGCAGCACUUUCGCGAUGUCAUGCGCCCUCUGGCAGCCUCCGGCCACCGCGUUUGGGCUCUCACGCUGCCCGGAUUCGGCCGGGCAGAGAAACCUUUCUGGUCGUACACGCAGUACGUGUGGCGCGACUGUGUUGCGGAUUUUAUUCGUGAAGUGGUGAAGGAACCUGUGGUGCUGGGCGGCAACUCCAUUGGAGGCUACACUGUGUCUUCAGUUGCCGGCCAGUGGCCAGACCUAGUCUCCUCGCUUGUCUUAUUCAACUCCGCCGGCCGCAUCGACCCAGAUAUCCCCUUCCCCACCUCCUCUUCCUCCUCAUCUUCCUCCUCCUCUUCCUCCUCAUCUUCCUCCUCCUCUUCCUCCUCCUCUUCCUCCUCCUCUCCCUCCUCCACCCUCUCUCCCACUUCGCCCGCUCCACCUCCUGAUGGCGCCUUAUCCAAGGGCCCUCCCAAGCCUGUGGCCUGGCUGCUGUCGCGGGCUCUCUUCCUCUACCUCCGCUUCAACACAGGGCCCAUCCUGAAGCGCUGCUACCCCGUGAGGCCUGAGAGGGCAGACGAAUGGCUACUGGGGGAAAUCUCAAGAGCAGCCACAGACCCGGGGGCGGUGGAGGUGGUGGAGAGCGCCUUCUACCUGCCCAAGCCAGAGCCCCUCAACAGCCUGCUCAUCAGAUAUGGAGGACCCGUGCUCGUGCUGCAGGGUAGUCUUGACCCGCUCAACGACGCUGUGGCAAGAGCCAACCUCAUCACUACCUCGUGCCCUGGAGUUGCCCUUAAGCUGUUGAAAGCAGGCCACUGCCCCCACGAUGAGGUGCCGGAGCAGGUGGCGUUCCACAUGGACCAAUGGGCUCGCGCCACGUGGUGCUCUGUGGGCGAGGACGAGGGCGACCAGCCAAUAGGAGCGCGGCGCGCAGCAGCGGCGGCCAGGUCUCCAGCUGAUGCUCUGGAGAUUCUAGAGGAGGAGGCUGCUGUGGGGGUGUUCGGGGGGGUAUUGGGGGGAGGAGGGAAAGGGGAGGACUUAGGAAACGAAGAGACGAAGAAAGGUCGAACUGGGAAGUGAAAGGAAGACUGCGGCAGUAGCAGUAGUGGCAGCCAGGUUUCCGGCUGAUGCCCGGGAGAUUCUAGAAGAGGAGGCUGCUGUGGGGGUGUUCGGGGGGCUGGUGGGGAGAGGAGGAGGGGGAGGAGGACUCGGGAAGGAAAGAGAAGAGGAAAGGAGGAAGGGGGAAGUAAAAAAGCGUUUCUUACGGAAAGCAGUUGGCAGCAAUGGCGGCCAGGUUUCCGGCUGAUGCUCUGGAGAUUCUAGAAGAGGAGGCUGCCGGGGGGGUGUUCGGGGGGGUGGUGGGGGAGAUGGGAGAAAGGAGGGAAGUGAAGAGCUGACUGAGGAAAGCAUGUAGCUACAGCAGUGGCAAAUUCUCCGGCUGAUGCUCUGGAGAUUUUGGAAGAGGAGGCUGCUGGGGGGGUGUUUGGGGGAGUGUUGGCGGGGAAUGAUGGGCAGAAGAAGCAAAUGGAAGGGGAGGAAGUGAAAAUCUGAGCUGAGGAGCGCAUUAGAACGAGCCACAUAUCAGAAGUUAUUGAGAAGCCUACUGUUCGCGAAUUGUGCCUCCUUUUAUGUCGUUGGCUUUGUGCCAACCACAUCGGGAGAGAAAGAAUGUACUGUAUUUGUAAAAACGAAAUGCGAAUGUUUUAUGGCCACACAA
Closterium sp. NIES-67 is the source of this 3700-nucleotide messenger RNA. The record is from the annotation of a GenBank genome assembly. Lineage: Eukaryota; Viridiplantae; Streptophyta; Zygnematophyceae; Desmidiales; Closteriaceae.